Oryzias melastigma (Indian medaka) is the source of this 1791-nucleotide messenger RNA. Its product is annotated as kynurenine 3-monooxygenase. NCBI's taxonomy places the organism in Eukaryota, Metazoa, Chordata, Actinopteri, Beloniformes, Adrianichthyidae. Gene Ontology annotation, biological process: L-tryptophan catabolic process; quinolinate biosynthetic process; NAD+ metabolic process. The transcript is spliced from 15 exons. Gene Ontology annotation, molecular function: NAD(P)H oxidase H2O2-forming activity; FAD binding; kynurenine 3-monooxygenase activity. Bases 81 to 1517 code for a protein of 478 amino acids. Gene Ontology annotation, cellular component: mitochondrial outer membrane. The record is from RefSeq and is a predicted model, not a curated record.
CUUUUAAAUCUUAACUCGACGCUGCUGUAUAUCAGAGCAAGGCAGUGAGGGCUUCAGAGGUGCAGAGAGUUUUGACCGACAUGGAGAAAUCAGAAGGAAGACAAACUGGAAAGAAGGUUGUGGCAGUGGUGGGCGGUGGCUUGGUUGGAGCACUAAAUGCCUGCUACUUUGCCAAAAGAGGCUUCAAUGUUCACGUCUAUGAAAGCAGGGAAGAUAUCAGGAAAGCCAAAAUCGUGAAGGGGAGGAGCAUCAACCUGGCCUUGUCUCACAGAGGUCGGCAAGCAUUGAAGCGUGUUGGAAUGGAGGACAAGAUCAUCUCCAAGGGAAUUCCCAUGCAUGCAAGAAUGAUCCAUUCCCUCAGUGGCAAACAGUCUCCAAUCCCUUAUGGCAAAAAAGGCCAGUACAUCCUGUCAGUGGACCGGGCUAAUCUGAACAAAGAGCUUCUAACCGAGGCAGAGACGUAUCCAAACACAAAGCUGAACUUUGACCACAAGCUUCAGGACUGGAGUGCUGACACAGGGCUGAUGACCUUUAGCAGGACUGAUGGAUCAAAAGAUCAAAUUCAUGCAGACCUGAUUGUUGGUUGUGAUGGAGCUUUUUCCGCCAUUCGAAAGCAGUUCCUUCGGCGUAGUCGCUUUAACUACAGUCAGACGUACAUCCCUCAUGGCUACAUGGAGCUCACCAUGCCACCCAUCAAUGGAGAGUUUGCCAUGAAGCCUAACUAUCUGCACAUCUGGCCACGAAACACUUUCAUGAUGAUAGCUCUACCCAACCUGGACAAGACCUUUACCUGCACCCUCUUCAUGCCAUUUGAGGACUUUGAGAAGAUCACAACAGGAGACGAAGUCAUCCAGUUUUUCCAAAAUUACUUCCCUGACACCAUCCCGCUAAUUGGAGCAGAAGCACUCAAGAAAGAUUAUUUCCGCCUUCCCGCUCAAGCGAUGGUCUCUGUUAAGUGCACCCCAUAUCACAUCGGUGAGAAAUGUGUCCUUAUGGGAGACGCAGCCCACGCUGUGGUGCCGUUCUAUGGACAGGGGAUGAACGCUGGCUUUGAGGACUGCAUUGUCUUUGAUGAACUAAUGGAACAGUUCAAUGAGGAUUUCAGUGCCGUGUUGCCUGAGUAUACCAAGGUGCGGGUUCCAGACGACCAUGCAAUUGCAGACCUGGCCAUGUACAACUAUGUUGAAAUGCGAGCGCACGUCAACUCCAAAUGGUUUCUCUUCAGAAAGCAUGUAGAUAACGUCCUUCACUUCUUCCUGCCGAAGACAAUCAUCCCACUUUACACAAUGGUCACUUUUACCAGGAUCCCAUACCAUCAGGCUGUGGAGCGCUGGCACUGGCAAAACAAAGUGAUAAACCGCGGGCUGCUCCUCAGUGCUGCGGGGGCUGCGUUGGGAGGCUCCUACCUGCUCACCAAGUAUAGUCAUCAAAUGAGCCAGCUUGCUGUUCCUGCAGAGAAAAUAUGGAGCAGACUUGUGACUUUUCGGAUCCCUGGAAUGAUAACAACCCAAAUGUGACAAAAAUGGCAGUGUGGUUAAAGCCCAUUAGCUGCUCAUCAAAUGACUGAUCUCAAGCUAAUAAUAAAAUUCAUUCUAACCUUUUGACACCUUACCGGUAAUGAUGCAGUAAUGUUGACAGCAGAGGAUUCCAGCUGUAGAGUUCAGCACAUUAUUGAUCAGGUUUCUUAGGAAGUCUUCAUAUUUAACUUGAUAUUAAGCUCAUUAGGAUACAUUAAUGGGUUUAUGGAGAUGUUUGACAUAAACCAAUAAAUGUGUGUUUUCAGAACAGUCA